Molecule: messenger RNA, 441 nt
Organism: Cryptomeria japonica (Japanese cedar)
Lineage: Eukaryota; Viridiplantae; Streptophyta; Pinopsida; Cupressales; Cupressaceae
Product: classical arabinogalactan protein 9-like
Exons: 1
Coding region: 1-441 (146 amino acids)
Source: RefSeq, a predicted model, not a curated record
AUGCUUCCUCGUGGUGAUUUAAUGUACUGCGCUUAUUAUCAGUAUAAAAUAUGGGAUUCGGCACCUUCAUCUAUGCAGCCUAGUGUUUCAUUGCCACCUCCUGCAUUGACCUCUCCUCCAUCGAUUCCGGUCUUGGAGCGGGUAGUGCCUCAUGUCUCCUCAUCAUCGAGGGCCAAGGCUAAUCCUGCUCCCUCAAAUAAACCUUUGUGUCCACCUAGGACCGCACAGCCUCCAAGAGUGUUUGUUGUUCAUGCGACUACGCCCAGCGCAACCAAGGGAAAGGCACUCGUGCUGUCAAAGUCCACGGCCCGUCCUCCCUUCGAGCUCCUGAUCAUGGCCGAUAUUCCUCAGCCCUCUCGUUAUGAGAAGAUGGAGUGCUCUCCUCAUGUCCCUUCAUCACAGCCUAUGUCGGCACCCUUUGUUCCUCCAGCCACUCCUUGA